GUCCCUCUGUUCCGUCCCAAAUCGUCAUCGAGGUUCAAGGUUCUCACCGUUUACAUGGAGGCCAUUACUCUCCCGAACUACAGUUCCCAGGCUCCUCAAUUGUUUGGAGCUACUUGUUGAAACUCUUGGGAGCCCAGCUCCCUGCCAACCAAGGGAACGCUGCCGGUUUCCGAGGUCAUCAAUGACGGCACAGGUAUCCAGCAAUCUCGCCGUUUGUGAAUCGACAGCUUUGGGCUUCCGGAAGUUUGGGAUUCCAGGUGCAUCCGUGCUGAGCGGCCCGGGUUGUUAUGAACCAGAUAUCCCGUCUCCUGACACGGACAAGCACAGCGGGUUACAACUGACAGAACCUCUUUUUCGUUCUAGGUCCGACAAUAACUGUCUCGGAUUUAAGCCAACGGCUUCUGUACUGCCAGCGCCGCUCAAGGAAGCACGGCACAGGCACUGGCGAGCAGUCGAUUGCAACCACGAUGCCCUGAAGAUUUCCGGCUCUGGAUGCUACCCCGCCAUCUCAUCCGAGAUCUGAGCAGUCAAAGAUUAUUGAUCCUCUCUAGCGGACUUGGCUGUUAUGGACCGAUCCGGGCAAACAUCUGGCUGCUGGCCAGAAACGUUCUAUGUAGUUUUGCUUCUCCGGUUACUCAUCUUCACAGAUUCGGUUCUCCCACCUCUCAUAGUCUCCGCGGAUACACCGGAAUUAGCUGUUGUAGAGCGAACCGCACCAGUCGCGUCCGAUGUGUGCCAUGAGUGUGGAAGUCCCGAGCCCUGUGCCCCCCACUGGCCGAGACGUCAAACGGAGUCCAGAGACCCACCGCAGCGAACGGGAAGACACAAAGGUGGAAGUGUGAAAGGCCGAAACUAUUGGCUGACUCCAAAUUCCCUCAGUCAAGCCGCUGGAUCUGAGACUAAUGACUUCAGCCUCUUUGUUGUUAGCCAGUAACGAGACUAAU
Messenger RNA from Canariomyces notabilis, 944 nucleotides. RefSeq lists its product as uncharacterized. The coding region runs from base 182 to 523 and encodes 113 amino acids. The record is from RefSeq and is a predicted model, not a curated record. NCBI's taxonomy places the organism in Eukaryota, Fungi, Ascomycota, Sordariomycetes, Sordariales, Chaetomiaceae. The transcript has a single exon.